UUAUGUCUCUACUAACGCAGCUGAUAAAGUGAUAACUAAAGGUGAUAACUCACUGAUUGUCUACCUACCUUUGUUAAUCAUUUGUUAAUUGUUGUUGCUACUGAUAAGUAAUAAGUCAAAGUGGCUGUUAAACGUACGGUAAGUGUACAAGUGGCGGAAAAUGAAUGUAGUGAAAUCUACCAUCAAUGAAACAUUGCGAUUGAAAAAUUUUUGUUAAUCACGAAAAUCUUGGUUGCCAGUUUAUCUUCCAGUGCAAGCAAUUCUUUUCCUUGCUUUUUCUUUUCUUUGCAUCCCUACUUUUAUUUCUCCAAGUUGAAGCAAUCCACUCACUGCAUUGACAGUAUUUUAAAUAGUGGAGGCUUUCACUCUCAUCAGCAAGUUUUAACAGCAUAAUCUUUCCAAGCAAUGCAAGCAAAUUUAUUCCGGAGGUUUCUUCCCGCUUUGGUUUCCUGUUCUUCUAUCAAGAGAGGAACUUUUCUGACUCUCAAGCAGGAGAACUUCAAUUUUGCCUACAACACUCGUGUGCAGCUGUUCCAGUCCUCCGUCCCAAUGAGUGCUUGUAAAAAUGUCGGUUUUGCUGAGUUUAAGGAGCUUUUGGAAAACCCACAAAAUAUUGUGAUUGAUGUCAGAGAAAAGCAAGAGCUAGUUGACGAUGGAAGGAUCGAGAAGACUCAUAACAUACCCUUAGGCGAAGUCACUCAAGCCUUACAACUUGAGCCAUCAGCAUUUGAAGCAAAGUAUGGAUUCCCAAAACCUAGCCCUGAUAGCAAUCUUAUCUUCAGCUGUCGUUCUGGAAAGAGAAGUUUAAAUGCUUGUGGUAUAGCUGAAAAACAAGGAUUCAAAAAUCUAUGGAACUACAGCGGAGGGUUUUUGGAUUGGAGCGAACAAACCAAAGGUAAAUGAGCCAUCAAGAAGGCAUUUCUUUAAAUUGUUCUCGUCAUUAUGCUUGGCAUGUAAUCAGAGAUAAGAGAAAAGACAUGGUGUAAUGAGAACAGAAUUUGCCAAAAUUAUGGAUGCUGAGUAGAUUCUGAACAGUCAUAGAGUUAUCAUUAGAGAAAAAUGGAGGAUGCUCAUUGGUACCAACCCAACAAAAAACAUCAGUGAAGGAACUAAAAGUACGUCACUACAUUAAGUAUAAAUUUGGAAACAUUAUAUUAACAGGAAAUAAAUUCUAUGGCUUAUUCAUAAAAGCACCUAUUUGUAGAGAGAAUCAAUGAAAAUUGAAUUGUUCUCUAAGUGAGGGCAAAAGUUAGUGCCUUUUUGUGUAAUUUUAUUCAAUUAGUGUUACAUGCCUUUUUAAUUUCAACUUCAAAAAAUUGUUAGUCUAUUCUGGUCGCAGGAAUAGCGUAAGGAGCUGCUAUGAGUGAAGAAAAGACAGAGUUUAACAGAUAUGCACCAAGUCGCAUCAAGUUUGAAAGGAGGGAUAUGGGUAUGAAAUUCUAUCACUCCACUAUACUCAAUAUUAAGAACAAAGCCAAGCAAACAUUUUUACAAAUAUUUCAGUGUGGCACUGAAGAGUGAAACUCCCUGAAGAGGAAAUUUGCACUGUGUUUCGAGCUAUUUAUCUCUUUGAUGAGAAUGUCAAUUUUAUACCGAAAUAUUUAGUGUACGUUUGCAGAAUCAUCCACGCUCUCAAAAAAGCUCAAGUGUUGAGCCACUUACACCGCACUCUGUUUGGAAAUAUUUUCAUGUUCAAAAUAUUUUUUCCUGACUUUGAAUUUUCUAUAGGAGAAAAUUGAUUCCUAGUCGAAUUAAGAACUUGACUCUUGACUUCGUAGCUCUUUUCCCCCCAAAAUGUGCUAUAGUGUGUGCCUGUUAAACUCGCUUUAAAUUAUUAUUAUUUAAUUUUACUCAAUUCUGCUCCCUUUCAAUCACCGAAGGCAUAACAUGAGCAAGUUAACAGUAGAUAGGUCACCUGUUCAGAUUUUUUAAAUUCUUCUUUAUCAUCUGUAAGUUGUAAGAAAUUUGUUUAAACAUUUAGCGGAGCUUUAACACUGGUGAAACUAAGAAUAAGGUCCUAAAAAAAUGCUGUUUGUAACAAAAAAAAAAGAUGCUUCAAACUUUUUACUAAUUUUCUCGGCAUGUAUUGUCAGUGUUACAAAUUGAAAUCUUAUAUGCUGUACUUGUGUCUGUGAUCUAUAGAGAGUAUCUUAAAGUUAAAGUUUUUAAUUUUAAACAUUUGUAGUUUAUGCUUGUUAAUAAAUCAAUUUGAAUUCAAAAA
Molecule: messenger RNA, 2221 nt
Organism: Bemisia tabaci
Lineage: Eukaryota; Metazoa; Arthropoda; Insecta; Hemiptera; Aleyrodidae
Product: rhodanese domain-containing protein CG4456
Source: RefSeq, a predicted model, not a curated record